CCGCUUCUCUCGCUGUAGCUUUAUCUGCAUUUAUUUAGAGAUACAAAUUGGGUGUGUCUAGAAAAAAUUUUGUGCAUGUGAACUUGAAGUCCAGCUUUUUUCUUUGAGGCUUGGAAUUGUGCUUGGAUUUUGUUUGUUCCGUAAAUGUGCUCAAGUGGGUACUUGUGUGUUUGCAGAAAGGUUGACGCGUUGGAUGGUUCUGGGCUUGGGUGUUUGUGAUGGAACUGGAACCCUAAUUUUAUGCUCGACAGUGUUGGGAAUUUAGGGUUUUGUUGUUUGGGGAGUGGGAAAUGGUUGGCGAGGGGAGGGAGGGGGGUGGUGCGGAGGGUUCAAUAGGGGUCGUGAAUUGCAGUGUUGAUGCCGUAAAUGGGGUUGGAAUUGAAGGUGAGAAUGGCGCUGGUGGUGAUGGAAAUUCUGCAGGGUCUUCUUCCGAGGGUUUUCGGACGUACAAGAGGCGAAAGCAUGCUAACAUGGCCGGUAUGGAGACUAAGCUGCUUGAGGAUGGGAAGGUUGCUGCAGAUUCAGUCGGCCUGAAGAAGCUUAAGACAUUAGCAGAAAUGAAGGGCGGGGUUCUAUGUAAGAGUCUUCUUGAGCAGGUUAAUUGUCCUAGUAUGGAGUUAGGUGCUGUUAGGGAUCAUUCAGAGGAUUGCCCACUGGAUAGAUGGAGAAAAAUUGUCCUGGAACAAAUGUACCAGUCAUUAGGUGACAGUGAUACCAGUUUCCAGGGACUUCUGUUUCAUCCAGAUGGUGGCUGCAGUGCAGCAUCUAAGGAAGCUGUUCAUUCUUCAGAUGGCACUGACAAAUGCCCUCCACAAACAGUGGGGGCGGUCAAUGGAACCUAUAGUUCCUCUAAAGAGGAUGCAGAUGUAACAUCCAAUGGCCCAUUAAAUAAGUCAAACAGUACAACUUCUGAUUUAUGUCGACGUGCUUUCUUUGAUGUUGUAAUGUCAGAAAAGUUUGCUCAACUUUGUGGCCUGCUCUUGCAAAAUUUUCAAGGGAUAAAAGUUGAUAGCUUUUUGGGCAUUAAUCUUAUGAACUCAAGGAUGAAAGAGGGAGCUUAUGAGCGUUCGCCUAUGCUGUUUCAGUCUGACAUGCAACAACUAUGGAUUAAGCUUCAUAAGGCUGGUACGGAGAUGGUUUCUCUUGCAAAGAGCCUUUCAGACAAGUCAAGGACUACUUACUCUGAACUGCAGUUUCGUACUGGAGAAUCGGGUAUCCAAACUAAACCAGAGCAAUCAGAGGCCUAUGAUGUGUAUUUGAGUUGCCCUUGCCGUCAAUGUGGACAAAAGGCAGAAGGAAGGGACUAUCUGGUAUGCGAUUCAUGUGAGGAGAUGUAUCAUGUUUCCUGCAUUCAGCCUCCUGUUGAAGAAAUUCCUUCAAAAAGUUGGUACUGUGCUAAGUGCAUGGCCAGUGGCAUUGAUUUGGCCCAUGACAGUUGUGUAGUGUGUGCGAAGCUCAAUGCCUCUACAGUUCCACACAUUGGAAUUGAAAAUGAUCCGACAAAAGAAGCAGAACAUGGGCUCCAACUACUUAAAGAAGGAAAAUCCUUGCCCUGCUGCAAUGUUUGUCAGAAUGAAGUUGACAAUACUGAGAAUUUGGUGGUAUGUGGCCAUGCCUUAUGCCCUCACAUGUACUACCAUGCGAGAUGCCUCACAAGCAAGCAACUAAUUGCUUAUGGUCACUGUUGGUACUGCCCCUCUUGUCUGUGCAGAGGAUGCCUCACUGACCGAGAUGAUGAUAAUAUUGUUCUGUGCGAUGGGUGUGAUCAUGCAUACCAUACUUAUUGUAUGCAGCCGCCACGCACUUCAAUCCCUCGAGGGAAAUGGUUUUGCCAAAAAUGUUAUCCUGAGAUCAAGCGAAUACGCAAGGCAAAAAAGGUGUAUGAGAAAAACCAAACUAAACUGAGAAAGAGUGGUGAAGAUGGGAAAGGAUCGCCAAAGAAUCUUGAAAGCAAGCCGGAAGAGAAUUUAGAGUUGAUGGAUAAAUCUGGUGGAGUGGACAUGCUUCUAAAUGCUGCCAAAACUCUCAAUAACGAGGAGAAAAUGGCUGCAACUGACAAGAAGAGUUAAACGAAAAAAGUAUCCUAUAUGUGGAUCUCAGAUGUAGACGCUUUUUUUUUUGUUUUUCUGCAUAGUUUGGGGGAUUUACCCCCUUUUUUUGGUAGCCUGUAAACUUCCUUAGACUCAGCCGACUGAUCAAUACAGGGAAAGUUAGGAUUCUGCCAUUGUAACUAAUGAAGUGAAGUUGAGGAGGAUUCAAGAGCAGUGAGAGAGCAUUUCAAUCUCAGUACAGAACCCAGAAGCUACUGCUGAAUAGACGACUUGGGAUGUUGUAUUUGUAGCAGUACAGAUCUUUCUUAGGGAGGGAUGUCAGAAUCUAAAGGCAAUUUGUUGUAGAAUGAAGUUCUCUUCAUCAACCUUUCCUUGCAAGAAAAGCGGAAGGUCUUUUCUUUCUUCUUUUUUGGUUACAGAAUAUGCUCGAUGCCUGUGGAUGAUUGUAUUUUAAGCUUCAAUGAAGUUUUCUAGAUGAUAUAUUUGUAUUUGGCUUU
Messenger RNA from Diospyros lotus (date-plum), 2548 nucleotides. RefSeq names its product PHD finger protein EHD3. The coding region runs from base 291 to 2069 and encodes 592 amino acids. The record is from RefSeq and is a predicted model, not a curated record. NCBI's taxonomy places the organism in Eukaryota, Viridiplantae, Streptophyta, Magnoliopsida, Ericales, Ebenaceae. The transcript is spliced from 5 exons.